This is a messenger RNA of Entrophospora candida, 184 nucleotides long. The record is from the annotation of a GenBank genome assembly. NCBI's taxonomy places the organism in Eukaryota, Fungi, Glomeromycota, Glomeromycetes, Entrophosporales, Entrophosporaceae.
GAACCUAAGUUGAACAUAACUUUACAUUGUUCUAUUACUGGACUUAAUUGUUAUAUAUCACAAAUUGAAAAUCAAAGGGUCACUGUAGCUAAACUUACUCUUCCAGAUAUUUUGAACAAUGAUUCAAAUCAGCAAAUUGUUGAUGAUUCUAGUAUUUCUAGUGAUGCUUUUGAUUCAAAUAAAA